This is a messenger RNA of Paramacrobiotus metropolitanus, 1909 nucleotides long. Its product is annotated as proline-rich transmembrane protein 4-like. Bases 135 to 1589 code for a protein of 484 amino acids. The record is from RefSeq and is a predicted model, not a curated record. The transcript has a single exon. NCBI's taxonomy places the organism in Eukaryota, Metazoa, Tardigrada, Eutardigrada, Parachela, Macrobiotidae.
GCUGGAUGAAGUCGUUUUGUCUUUUGUGUAUUAUACUUGCGCGAGAGAAUUACUCUUGCUUAAUUGUUUAACAUUUGUUCUUUUCUUUUAUUUUGAACCAUUUUAUUAUUUUGUUCUGAAAAUUCGAAUGGAAGAUGGAUGAUCUGGGGUUACCCGAUAUGAACGCCACAGUCUGGAACGUUACUGAUCAGUUCAACAGCGAGCAUGAAAGCACUGCAAGUGCAGCCAACAGUACAGCAAGCACUCCAGUGACUCCAUCCCAAACAAUGCUGCUGUCUGAGCCAACAACGGAAUUAACACUGCUCACCUCCAUCCCUCUGUUGUUAUCUUCCAUAUCGACAUCGCUCACCUCAUACCGUCAGGAUGUUAUACCCUCAACGGCAGUCCCUCUGCCAUCCACAUUGCACCAUCCGUCCCUUCUCCAACCGAGUCCUGGCUGGGUGCAAGCCAAAGCUGCUUUCGGUUGGACGUGGGAUCUGCAUAUUUACGCACUGGGUUCACUGUUCGCAGUCGUGGCACUGUACAGUUUCCUGUGCAUUAUACAACUAUGCCGUAUGAAUAACACAAAAGGCGUGCGUUUGUAUUUCUCUUUGCUGCAUUUUUUAAUAUUUUUAUUUGGCACCAGUCGCGCGGUGUUUCUUUUGCUGGAUCCCUAUAAUCACAAAAACCUCCUGCCCCAAAUGGUGGCGGCGGUGUUUCUGCAUUUAUCCUUCCCGUGCCUUACAUCGGCAUUCUGUAUGGUCCUCGCAGCGCUGGUACGCACAACGAAGAUGAAACUAAUGAAGGCAGGGAUUAUGAAUACGUACCUGUUGUUGGGGAUUUUAUUGGGAAAUUUUGCCUUCGCUAUUUCCGCGGAGAUCGUGGUGGAUGUCUUCCUCUCCACACAGAAAAUUAACGCAGUGGCCGUGGCGUCCCAGACGUAUUUUAUCGCGUGGAGUCUGGGACUGGGUUUAGGCUACCUGGUGAUGUUUGGGCGGUUGGUCGAUGCGGCGCGAGACGCUGACGGUCUGGUAUUGACGGGUACACGGCGUGUGGCGGUAGCGGUGAAAAUGAUGCUGGCCAUCGCGAUGCUGCUGCUGUGUUUUGCCGGAUUGCACGUCUACGGAUUGAUCCGGGUGUAUGGAUUUCUGAAGGAUCUCAGCGACUUGGUUGAUCCGUGGGAAUGGUAUGGCUUCCAUGUGGGAACGCGUAUAACCGAGCUGGUGCUGGCGGCGCUCUUGGCCUUUGUGGCCUCUUUGACAAUCUGGACGAAAGCGGCGCGGCAGUAUAAUAUCCCGCCGCCGCUGCCGCCCAGUCGCGUCGUGAAAGAAGAGGGUCAGGCCCGUGAGGGUCUGCUCAGUCCCGACGGCAUGCGCCUGCAGUCCAUCCGCAACCCGCCUCCGUCGCCUGGUAUUGUGCCGAAGAAUCGCAGGGAUUUCCCGGUGACGUUUAAUCCUGAGGGUGGGAAGGGUGAUGAUAGUGAUUUCUUUCUUCCACAACGAUUUGUGAUGGCGAACAGGGCGCGGAGUGGGGUGGCACGGAAGGUGGACAGUCAUCUUCUGGAGACUAAUCCCAUACAUAAUGCAGAUGAGUACGAGCGGUAUGGAUAAUGGAGAAUGGCUUAUGUGCGUUAAAUUCCGAUGCAUUUAUUUUCUACUUACCUUGUUUUCUACUUUACCAAUAAUGUUGCUUAAUUUGUAUUUUUUGUUGUUUUCUAAUGUCUCAAUCUUUUGUUUAUCGAUAUGUGAUAACUAUCAACUUCUGAUUGUUAACUACCGCGAAGCCUUUUAAUUUUUAACUCUCCAAUGCAAAGCUUUUGAUUACUAACUUAAUGUUUCCUACUUACUUACGCCAGUGAUGCAGUUUAUGCGUCAGAAUCCUGUCAAAUCUUAAUGUGUGCAUAUUUUUAGACAUUAAACGAUCACAGUUG